AUGCAAGUUGGAGAAGCGGGGAACCCUCGCAUAGUGCGGGAUGAGGAUGGAGGUCAGGAGACGAACAGUGUUGUAAGGGCAGCCCAGGAAGAUCGGCGUAAUCCAGAAGUCUCCCCCUAUCGAUCGGGACAACUCGAUGAGGUGGAGGGACUUCAUCCCUUCACAGUUGCAGUUCUUGGUGCGCCUAUGCCUAACAAUAAGGCAUUACCUGCCAUGGAGAAAUAUGAUGGAUCAACCGAUCCUGAUGAGCAUAUGAGAUCGUUCAUAGACGCAAUGGUUGUCUAUUCUAUUGAUAACUUGGUAUGGUGUAGGGUUUUUUCCUUGUCUCUAAAGGGAGAAGCCAUGGCUUGGUUCCAUUCUUUGGAGCCUAUGACUAUUGAUGGGUUUGGGACGUUGCGUAAUUUGUUUGGGCAGCAGUACGCGUCCAACAAGACCCAAGGACUAAUGUAUCUGGCGUUAGUAAAGAUAAGGCAAGAGAAAGACGAGACUUUAAGAGAUUUCAUGAACCGAUUUAAUAGAACCGCUCGACAAGUAAAUGACGUGGAGAGGAAGUUCAUAUUGAACAGCUUAACCACUGCAUUACGACCAGGACCUUUCGCUGAUAGCCUAUAUGCCGAAUCGCCGCUGACAAUGGGGGAAUUGCAUAACAUAACUACUAAAUCCAUACACAUUGAAGAAAUGCACGCUUUUCAGAAACAACAGCAGGAAACUUUUGUAGGAGAAAAUACAGACGACAAACAAUCAGUCCACGGCAACGACAAGGAAGGAGGUCCUCGUUCAAAGGACUUUUCCCGAAUGCCUAAAUUUAAUCAUUACACAGCUGUAAAUGCACCAAGGGAAAAAAUCCUUGAGGAAUCCCUUAGUGUUGAAUUCCUUUUGGUCAGAAAGUUUCAUUCACCAAAAAAUGCUGAUGGAGGGAAGCACUAA
Vigna angularis (adzuki bean) is the source of this 927-nucleotide messenger RNA. RefSeq lists its product as uncharacterized. Bases 1 to 927 code for a protein of 308 amino acids. The record is from RefSeq and is a predicted model, not a curated record. Lineage: Eukaryota; Viridiplantae; Streptophyta; Magnoliopsida; Fabales; Fabaceae. The transcript has a single exon.